Molecule: messenger RNA, 1911 nt
Organism: Penicillium canariense
Lineage: Eukaryota; Fungi; Ascomycota; Eurotiomycetes; Eurotiales; Aspergillaceae
Exons: 1
Coding region: 1-1911 (636 amino acids)
Source: RefSeq, a predicted model, not a curated record
AUGGCAUCAGCUCGGGCCUCAUUCGGUUCGUCGCCAGUUUCGUCGGAGGCGCCGUCCAGUCCAAAUACGAAGGCCGUGCCUAAUGUACAAAAGCCUCAGCGAGGCCCCGAACCUUCCUUUGCGCCAGAGAUCAAGAUCCUGGAACCGUGCUUUGCAACAAAGACUUCCCUUGCCAAUUCAAAAUUUGCCGAUCCUGCGGCACCAACUCGUCCUGCGGCACCCACUCGUCCUGCGCGUACCAUCAUUAAGCCUCCGAAGUCUCUAAGUCCUCCAGCGCACUUUGUUGCCUUAGAGAAGACUGUCGCUUUCACUGGUCGUGCGACGGCCGAUAAACCCCAGCCUGUUACAACAGCGUCCAGUCCCCAGACCGCUCAACCCAAAGCAACAGUAUCGGUACCGAUAAGCUUGCGGAAAGCGGAGUUGCCCUCUUCUGAGUCAUUCAUGCCCGCGACUCCAGCAAAUGCAUCCCUCCCCAAACUGGAGGCUGUGCAAAACUCCGAAAAUGAUGAACAGCAGGUGGAGACGAGUGAGCAUAGCGCAAGCGGGAUUCUCUUGGAUAUCGAUCAAACAGCCGAAGAAAACGCGGGGCUUACAAUGCGAGACCUGCUGUUCUUUAGCCCAGGCAUUGCAGAUCUGACUGGAAUUGACUUUCCAAAGCAGGAAGAUACCAAGCCUUUGACAACUGCACCCGCUCAUCAAGAGGGAUCAAAGUCUUCGCUCCUCCGCGCACAAAUUCACGGUUCGAUUUACCAUGACCCCCAAUUGCUCUGGACGCUCAUUAAACUAAUGGAAACAGCAAAUAUCGCGAAGGAACUCCUAAAAAUGCUGGGCGACAGUUCAGAGAAUGUUCAGACCUACGUAAAGAAACAUGAAAAUGACUUUCAAGACCAGGAAGUCUCUGAAUCCCCCCAACCCAGGGCCGGAGUGCUGUCCAACUUGGAAAUCCAGAGUCAAGUUGAUCUUGACACCAUCUCAAAGCGUGUUGCUGAACAGGUUGAACAAUGGCUGAAGGAAAAUCCGGCAGUUUUGGGGGAUCAAGAGCGCGCUUGGCCACAGACAGAGCCUACAUCUCCCGCCCCUGGACCGGACCAGCACAGCAAGACUGGCAGCUUUGAUAACUAUCGCACUCCAGAACACAGUGACUCGGGUACUGUGACCGAGUCUUCAAGUGAGAAGCAGCGCAAGAUGGAUGCAUCACUUUUGUCUCCCAAGAAGAUUGCUUUCGAAUAUGCACCGACGACCGAGUUCGAAUCGUUGAGAGUUUCUGAGCCCAGACAGAUCCAGAACACUUCGAAGGAACAUCAAUCGCGCAAGGGAGCUAAUCCAAACUUGACAAAGGAGGUGGCUACCCAGUCUAUUGUCAAUGUCCCAACAUUGAGAUCGAUGGAUAGCUCAAUAUUCGCGGUUCCUCUAAAUAUGAUCCAUCAAUACGAUCAGACUAAGGUAAUUGGAGUUUCACCUUCUCUUCCUAGGAAUUAUGUGGCCACUGGAGGGAUCGCGAUCACAACCAGUCUUGCACAUGGUCAUUCAUCAACUGAACUCCCCUUGGAAAACACGGCUCACAAUGCCAAGCCUCGAGCCAAUGGUCCUCAAACUACAAACCUGAGCAUCUCCAAAGCUUCAAAGGAUGCUUUACCCCCCUGGAAUACUGAUCGAAGUGAAAAUCCAAGCAAAGCCAUGUCUGAGACGCAGAGGUGCGCACUGGCGCAAAGCAGCUCGAACAUUCCGAAGGAAAGUUCCGAGAAAGGCAGCACUCACACACUUAGGCCCAGAUCACUGCAGGAACAGAAGGAGAAAAAACCUCGAGCUGUUUCUGAAAGCAUGGCACAAAGCAAAUGGAAUAAUACUGACGAAGGCCUUUCGAAAGUUGAGCAACCCUCAAAGGCAAGUAACUUUACAAAUGUGCGCUAG